Molecule: messenger RNA, 1426 nt
Organism: Vicia villosa (hairy vetch)
Lineage: Eukaryota; Viridiplantae; Streptophyta; Magnoliopsida; Fabales; Fabaceae
Exons: 2
Coding region: 216-1085 (289 amino acids)
Source: RefSeq, a predicted model, not a curated record
ACUAUAUUAGAAUUUUAGAAACAUAAACAUCAACUUUUUCCAGAGAGAGAAGAAAAGGAAGAAAGACUACAAAAGUAGUUCUCUCUUCUUGGAUCUCUCAAUACAUCUAACAUUGGAAAUUAACAACAACAAAAAAAACAAAUAAAUAAAACUAUAUCAUAUCUUUUAUCAUCAUUGAUUCUCCCUCUUGAAAUCUAAUCAAUUGUGGACAUAGGAUGGAUCAUGUCCGGGCAUUUUCAUCUCCCCAAUUAACUCCAAAUAACAAUGGACAACCAGAACUUGGCCUUGCCACAAAUGUUAGAUUAUUGUUGAAACUAAUUCAAGAUCAUAACGGGGCUACCACGAAGGAAAACGAUGAGAGGAAGUUUCAUAGGGUGAAUGGUAUGAUGUUUCUCUUAGAUGAGGUUAGGACAAGGGUUCAAAAAGUUCAAACUUCUACCAAGAAAAGAGCUGAACUUAGGAGGUGUAACACUGACCUUAGGCCAAACAUUCCAAAGGACAAAAAAGCUCCUGAUGCACCUGCAGAUGACAAAGAAAGACUAAAGAAAGAGCUAACCGCGAGCUUGGUGGCGAGACAGAGUCUUCAAGCGAUGUGUUCGAGUUUGGGAAAAGAAAAGCAAAUCAUGGCUUCUGAACUUUCUAGAAAGGCUCAAGAAUUGACAGAACUCGAGGAGCUUAUCGGGGAUCUAAAAGCUCAGAAUGACAUGUUGAUGGGGAAGUUGCAUGCAUGUAGCUCAGAGCAGAAGGAAAAGAAGAGUAAUAGUGGAGUUGAAAUGGAAGGGAACAUAGUCCUUCAAGAGCGUACCAAGGCUCUUUCUGAACAACUCUUAAAAUCCAUUGAUGGUUACAGGUCUUUGAAGAGGAAAGUAAAAGACAUGCAAGAGGAAAAAGGGGAAACGCAUGCUACAAUUGAGAAAAUGGGGUUAGAAGUUCAAUCAAGCAUUGACAGGAUUCAUGGCUUCAAGGAACAAAUGGUAACAACUACUCUAGAAACAAGUGAUGUCAAAGAGGAAUUCUCAGCUUUAGAGCAUAUGCUUGAAUCUCUUAGCAUGAAAAUAUCAAAACUUACAGAGAAGAAAAUUUAAUAUGUUUAGCCAAAAGCUCAAUCUGUGAGUGGAAGAGGCAAAGGUGUGAAGCGUGGUUUACAGGGGAAGAUAAUGGACACUAUGAAAGCAUCAUCCUUGUACAGCAGGCCAUUAUUCACUUGUAGCCCACUUUGUCUAUUUUCACUGUCUAGAUAGCAUACUCUUAGACCAUGAGCAGAAAGGGAGCCAUUAGCCUACAAACUUGACCGUAGAAUAAUGGUCAGAAGAGAAUAGGGAUGUCGACUUAUCUGAAAUUAGAUUUCUAAUGGUGUAAGACUUGCUUUAUAAAGCAGAUUCUUGUCCUCUGUGCAUGUCCAGUAUUGAAAUCUUGUUCCGCUCAA